UCGCGCGGCAGCCUACGGCGACUUGUUCCGGCCGCCAGAGCGCCCGAAGAAGGGAGGACACCCUCCUCCUUGCUUCUCUCUCCUUUCUGCGCCUUCUCUCCCGGACAGCCACUACGCGGCUUCUGACACGCAACCCUCGGCGCGAACACUCGACGUCGCUUGUCGUCGUCGACGGUGGUAAACAACGGAUGCCAGCUCGGACGACGGGUCUGACGACGACGACGACCAGCACGACGACAACGUCAGCGCCGCCGGUGCCGAGAACGACCUCGCGGCGGUCCGCCUAACGCCUGUACGCAAGCGAGGCACCACCUCGCCGUCGAGCCUACGCCGAGCGGGUGGUCUGCUGGCCACCGUUAGAAAGGGACGAGGCCGCCGUAGAGACACGUCCCGGAGGAAGAACACACACACUGUGAGGACAGCGGGUGAAAGCGAAGUUGUGAACGUCGGGGGAUCACGCAGAGAACGACCUUAACCCUUUUGUCUUGUCGCCGCGUGCGCUUGCCUUACGAAGCCGAGACAAUGGUCCUUCGCCACCAUCACCACGGCGGACAGGUGCAACCGCCUUGACGGGUGCCUCUCGCCGAAGCCACUUUCGCGCCAACGGGUUGUCACUGAGAAGAAACGCCUGAGCCCACUCCUCCGAGCAUCGUAGGAGACCGAGCAUGCCUGAACAGAGCAACGACUACAGGGUUGUAGUGUUUGGAGCCGGCGGUGUCGGGAAGAGCUCCCUGGUGCUACGCUUUGUCAAAGGAACGUUCCGGGAAAGCUACAUCCCCACCAUUGAAGACACCUACAGACAGGUGAUCAGCUGCAACAAGAACGUGUGCACGCUCCAGAUCACGGACACGACGGGCAGCCACCAGUUUCCCGCCAUGCAGAGGCUCAACAUCUCCAGGGGGCACGCGUUCAUCCUCGUCUACUCCAUCACCUCGGCCCAGAGCCUGGAGGAGCUCAGGCCCAUCUUCGAAAUCAUACGAGAGGUGAAGAGCGGCGAGACGGAGGGCAUCCCGAUCAUGCUGGUGGGCAACAAGUUCGACGAGGCCGAGUCCCGCGAGGUGCCGCCCGAGACCGGCCAGGAGCAGGCCAAGCGAUGGUCGUGCGGCUUCCUCGAGACGUCGGCCAAGACCAACCACAACGUGCGCGAGCUGUUCCAGGAGCUGCUCAACAUGGAGAAACGCCGCUCCGUGUCGCUCCAGCUGGACACCAAGAAGACCAAGUCGCAGCUUCGCAAGGAGAAACUCAAGGGCAAGUGUCUCGUCAUGUGAGGAAACACCCCCCGGCGAUCCACGGGAGAGAGACGUCGAAGCGCCGCUGCAAUGGAGAGGAGAAGAAGGACCACCACGGCAGCUGGGAGGUCGCAGCGGCGACUGGAUGUACCACGUAGAGCCACACCAAUACACAAACAUACACGAAAAUACACGCACACAAACACGCGCGCGCGUAAACAUUCGCCGGGAGCUCGGGCACACGUGAGCGACCAAACCACAAGCACGUACCUACAUGGCCGCGUUUGCUUGCGCGUCAAAAGGGUGCGUCGUCUGUCGGCGUCGCCGCAUCGAGACUCGUAGUUGCCGCCGUCUGCAGAUAAUACGUCACGCGUUACGUUCACUUGAUAAACACCUGCAACCGUUCUUACCAGCUGGCUACUUGGGCCGAGUACUGACGAGCAGCCACUGAUGACGACGCCGGGCGACGCGACGCGUGGCAAGACGUUCCAUGGGGGUGGCGCUUCAAAGCCGAGCUCCUAGGCAACCUCGCAAGGUUUUGGCGCUUUCUCUUCUACCCGUCUUAUUCUAGGUUCGCCGUUCCUUGCCUCACUUUUGAAGAACAGGUGCGGGCUUCUAUUAGCAUCGCGGCUAAAAGGACCUGAGGUUUGUGUGAGUCUCCUCUAAACUUUCGUAGCUGUCCGUUUUCAAGUGAGCUUGGAAGGACCGCAUCAAUAAUGGGCAGUGAGUGUAUUGCGCCGUCUAGCGCGAACUUGUGCCUCCAGAGAUUUCCGAAACCUUUCUCAUUUUCAUUUCGCUGCGCUUCACAAAAGAACAUCCUGGCCAGAAUAUAGAAUCUUUAUAAACAGCUUAUAGACUUAUUUCUCUAAAUUUAAUGUCGACUUAUCUAUGUAGACUUACAUUUCUGCAACCUGCUCGUCUGAUAAUUUUUAUCCAACAAUCUGACCAAAGUAUCCAAAUACUUUCAUCUAUCCCCAGUUUUGUAUACUUGAUAUAGACAAAGGAUAAGUCUAUAAAUAUGCAAGGCAGUCUGUCUACAGACAAUAUAUGUUCAUUUUUAGAAGGUGUGGCACUUCUCACUGCUUCCCGCAAUGGUCGGCAGCUCGAGAAUUUCAUGUACAGACACCAAUGUUGCGUGGAUAAUUGACAUUGGCUCGUAUCGUUGCGUACGGAAAGUACAUUGAAUAUUACAUCGCUCAUGGCCGGUAGCUAAUAAUAGCGAGCCAGCGCUAUCACAACUACGGUUUCGUUUCUCUUGUUCUGGUGGCUACCGGUCACACUGUCUACCAGUGAAGUUCUAUCUGACAGCGUCAGUUCUGACUUCGUUAUGGCAACCGAAACUUUGAGGAGAGUCGCACAUUCGCAUCAAGUUCUUUCUUGUCACCGAUUGCUUCCUACAGCGAAGGUCGCAACGUGAACCAAGACAACCUGUUUCAGGAACCCGGCUGCGUAUUUCUCGGCGAAAAGUACUUCAACCAACACUGACAGAAUUAUUGACAUUUCUUGCGCUCUUUUCUUCCGUGUUUUCUUUCUGGCUGUACGUGUCUAAACACAGCGGCGGAGCGUGUAAACCUACUCUCUGACAGCCCUGGCCCAGGUCUUAUCAUGAAGGACUAGACGCGAGCGCGCAACGCUGCGUCUGUUGUAUAUCACCCAUGAUUUGAAGUUAUCGGGAGUGUUUGUGCGCGCCACAUCACCUGCUGGUGUCAAAAGAUAUUUCAGCAUCGUAUUUCUGAAAGGAAAGCUCGUGGUGUGCUUGAAAUAAUUUACCAUGCCACCGUCAGUUCGCAACUGUCUCGAAUCUGCACCAGACAAUGGAUAUGGUUAGCGCUUGAGAACAGAUAGAAGAUCGUGCUAAGCCAAUGUUCAGAUGCAAGCAACUGACGCUCGCCUUUCCAUGCCGGACACAAGCACUUUCACGUGUCACACUCUGGUUUGAAUACGGUUGUCCUGAAUCUUGCACUCAAAGUUUUACCCGAAACCGACACUUUCAACUGUGCCGUUUCUUCGAGGCUGUUCGUGAAACAACAUCCACAGACACACACAGACAUGAAGAAACUCUUUCCCUUCGUUCCCUUUUCGCAUUUUUGGUACUUGGUACUUGUGCUAACCUGACCGUGCUAAGGGCCAGGACGUACUCACCGAUUUUUAAGAAAACACAAGCAGCGAGCAGCGAGGUGCUCGUCUUGCCUGAUGUACCGCUACGCGAUACCAUAUCCGAAACGUCUGUACUUAAGGUUUGUGUUCGACAGUGUGUGUACCUUGUUGACAAGAUGACAACUAUUGUUACUGUUGAGAUAUAUUGUUUGUUCGCUGUGAGUAAUUGCGAGAAUGCAAGGAGGGUCUAUCGUUACGCGGUGCCUGGGUAAAUAAGUGAUAGAGGAAGGAAGGCAAGGAGAACGGGAAAGUGUCAAUGGGUGCCUUGCUGGUGACGUCACAAACGACGUUCUGAAAGAGCUGCUUUCAGACAAACGUUUCGCUGAUGCUGCCCCCGAGUAGCAGUUCUGUCGUGAGCUUGAGCCCAGCUCUUCUGAAGAGUCACAGUGGUUGUGACAACGACAGGCAAAUGUUGUUAGAUUAACUGCUUGUUCUGAUCAAUGCCAUCACUUCAAGAAAGGAUUUCAAGGGUUAGUGUUCACAACGUGUCAUCCUCAAGAGAACAGCUAUCUGUUACUGCGCGGUCAAGCUCUAUUCGGAUAACGAAUGCGGAGCUGCUAAUUUAUAUCUACGAGGGCGCCUCGUAAAGCACAACAUUGUGUAAAUUUGGGUAAAAAAAUAGCAGUAAUCUUUUACGUAUGGCACGCAGUUUAUAUGUGCGUCACUUUAAUUUUGCAGAUGUGUCCCAAGAUAGCCAAGACACCCAUAUGAAUGAUAGAUAUGCGCACACAUCCAUGAUAAACGUCUCUUGAGAGUCGAGGUGCUCAGUCUUCAAACAGCAUUAAAUCAUUGAUUCUUACAAACUCGGUCAGGCUCGUGUCGUUCUAAGCGUACAAACUUCGCGAAAGGCAGCACUACAAACAAGUGACGUCACCGCGAAGGCUUCCAUUCAGGAAACCAUAUCCAGCAAACACAUUCGCUUUGAAGACGGUGAAAUAAUAAUGAAACGCCGCGUGUCAUCUACAGUUUACCUGCAUCGUCUGCUAGCGAAUACGGUCGAUGUACAUCAAAGGGGUAUUCUUUCCCGUUCGCCUAUGCCUCGGGUGUGAUACGGCACGCAUUUCCGCUCGCAGAUGGCUCGUAUAUUUUUUCCUGUGCUUUUUCUUACUGCAUAGCUUUUACUGCAUAGCCCUGAAGAAAUUUAUAGACGACAUAUAUUUUCUCAUUUUGUUACGUUGAAAUGACUAUAUUUACGGAGCGUUACGAGUAGGGUCACGCGAAGCAGACUUUGAACCAUUUUGGCAUGUUUGAACAAUAAAUGUGGCGGCUGCGCCUUUUUUUUUUUCUUUUUCCUGCCUCCCGAAGUCUCCGUGAGCAUUCGGUCCACGGACUCGUUAGUAUCCGGGGCACGGGUUGCAUUUGGUGCGCCUUGCAGGUACACGGCUACUUCAAACAACGACAACUUCUGGUCGGUCGCUUUCACUAUCUUUUUCCGUCCCCCUCCUCUUUUUUUUUUUCGCGGAUUGAGCAAGUGUGGUGGAUCUGGACGCGUGCUGGCUGGCUCCUCACUCGAGUGGAGCAAAAAUGGCGCACGUAAGGGGGCAAGACCACAGAAAUCCUGAAGAGAAUUAUGUGGCCUUCCUAUAACUUCACAGAGGCGUCUCACCGCAGCGAGUUAAGAGGGCGCUGCGGUAGAAAACGCCUUGCCUGGUGCACCAGACGGCGUAAGUAAUGGACUUCCCCGCGCUUCGCAAAACUGCAGACGCUGAGCUUCGCGACUAUAGAUGGCGCUCCAUGUCAGAAACGAGGAAAAUUCAGCUUCCUCAGAAAAAAGACGCGGCAAGUCAGGUAUGACGUCGCAAUAUGCGUCUCAGUGCUUGAACUGGUGGCCGUUGCAAGGAAUACGUCGCGCACGUGACGUUUUAGGCAGAAAGGUGUAGGAAACACUCUGCCUAACGCACAAGUGCAUUUGUUCGCAAAUGGCGUUGCAGCAGAACCGGCUGACUUUUCUUUGAAGGCAGACGAAGAGGUCACUUAGCGAGAUCUGUUGUUGCAGACGAUACUCCUGCAUGGAAAGUGCGCAGCUGCGAGCAGCCGGAUGGUGCCGAGUCUGCAGGAGCACGACAAAAUGGCGGCGCUCUUUCGUCCAUGCAGACAUAACGGAACCGUGUUCCGGCGCCGUCGACGAUACUCUGCGCGGCUACCGCGUCGCUUCGAAGCACACGCUAUGGCCGAGAAACCGACUACAGCGUUACUAUUGUGGUGCCGAACGAUGGGUGCUGACAAAUUGAGAUUGGUCGGUGAGUUUUGUGAGACGAGCAGGAUAAAAAAAAUGGAUGCCAGAGCGAGUGGUGCGUAUGCGACAUCUAUUUUUUCGGUGUGAAGACUGGGUUGCCAGACGAGAUGGCCACUCACUAUUGAUGUGUAAUUACAUAUCGUCGAGGCGAACGAGACAUGUGGCAGAUUUAGUGGCCCCACAUCUAACAGCGUUCAUUCUUGCUUGAUGAACCUGGCGUAGAUAUUAUGUAUUAUACGCAUGAAACACCCGUGCCGCGCAUGCGCGGAAGUGUUACUGCAAGCUAUGUAUGUAUAUAAUGCAAAAACACGAGCGAGCACGUUCGAACCCUUUCUCCCAGCGGGCACAUCUACUACCAGAAGAGUGGACCAGGUUACAGCCGCAGUUAUCUGGUUACAUCUUCUUUCAAUGUCAUAAUUAUUCGAGAAACAAGAAAAAAAUACGAAUCAAGAAAACGGCGGUAGGCCGGGGUUCCUUUGUAAUUUAACUUGAAAGUCUUGUUAAGAACGUGCAAUUUUAGCCCAGAUAAGGAUAAAAAGGAGCAGUGGUCACAUACUAUGUGGUCCCUGAGACUCGAAUCAGAGGUUUAUUGCAGUUAUACAACUGGGGAGAUCAGCAAGAAAAUAUUGGAACCCAUGAUAGUGUGCUAACAAUGAGGUUGAAUGCGAGUGCUACAACACAUGUCACCUACACGGACGCUUGAGAAAGUGUGCACUUGUGUCGGAUUAUUCGCCAUCGCUACGUCAUAGGUAUUCUUUGGAAACUUCACCAUGCGAAAUCAAACAUGAGGUCGUUUCAUCGACUACACCGGAAUGAAGAAUAGGCGUUUUAGGUACGUAUGAAAGUAGCGAAGAAACAUAAAUUGAGCGAGUUAAUGCCUGGACAACGUGGCUCUGGUCGACAAAAAAAUAUGCGGUGCACUCUUGGGCACGUCGGUACGCUUUGGCCGCCAUGACUUUCUCGCGUGAAACCGACCAAGGCGGUGACUAAACCGUGUUAGGAAGACAGCUGCGCCAAACGACCAGUCAACUCGGUAACCCAAACGAAGAGUACCUUAAAAAAAAUCCUAACCAGGCCGAAGGCAAAGCAACGUGUUGCUGAGUUCGUGUGGUUGCCCGGCCACCUAUGAGGACAGCAAUGACCACAGAAAAAAAAAACCAGUCAGCUCCUUUUUUUUCUUUAUCCGUUAGCUAAGGCUUCCUGGAGAAAGUUCACGGUGCCAUAAGCGAUGCAAGACGGUAAGACGGCCGUGAACGCAUAUGUAAGCUCAUCACGCGGUGAAAGCCUGUGCCACACCUCUGCCCGAACCUUCUUUCCGAGACUACAGCCGCGCACCACUUUUACGUGUUCUCGCCCCAUUGCUUCCUUGUAAGAAGAAAAAAAAGGCACCUGUACCACCUCCCCUGAGUGAAAUACUGUUCAUCGCGCUCACGCUGUGUGAAGAGCGCAGCUCGUUCUAUUAUGUGGAGUUCAGCUGAUAGCAGACAACAACGUAGCAGACGACGUAUAUACUAUAUAUAGCCAGCGCUGUUGACUGCAGACGACCGACGCUAAAGGUUUUCUUGCGCUGGGGUGUCUAGCGGGGCUAAAACAACUGCUGGGCUUGACGACAGCGCAGGAGCUCGUUCAAGCGCCGAAUCACGUGAACAUAUGCAAACGCAAGACAAAAGGUUCAGAACGACGCAGUUGGUUUAUUUAGAUCCGAGUUGCUAAAGCCCGUUUUCUUCGUGCUGGAAAGAAAACGCAGGUGAAUAGGAAAGGAACUGGAAAACACGGGACCCGGAGCGCAUAGUUCGUGCCGUGGAGACCACACAUCUAAUGAUAAUAAUAAUUAAAGAAGUAAGACGAAGCGGCCCCGAUAGUUUCGACUACUGAGAGGUCUGGGUGCUCGAAAGACGAAAGUGAGAAAGUAAAAAGACAGCAUGUCAUGAGUCAAAAAUAGUGCGUGUGUAUUGCUCGGGAAAACGAAAAUGCUCAUUUUGUCUGGUCAUGUAAGCAAACAACAAUCGUGCGCGGGCGCCUCGUUUUCUCGGCUGCAUAUUAUCAGUGGACCAAGACGUAGCGUCGUCUGCAGGCAUCGUCUGCAUCCAGCUCUUAUCGUCAACUUUGUAGCAAGCUGCUGCUCAGCUGCAGAAGAAGAAGAGAGAGAGAGAAACGGCGCCAUUUUUGUAAUGGACGCACAUUCGCAGAAGACAACGACGUUGCGUGUACGUAUUGUAUAACUUACGGUGCAUCAAAUUAACGUGCAGGGCUCCGCUUUCGUCGAUAGCGCGAAAAAUGCAUUUCUUUGUUUCAAUAAAGGACAAAGUAAUGCGAAAGAAGCCAAGCGAAACAACCCUGCAACAUAGCGGUCGGUGGCAGUGUUCUCGACGCGAGGUUUCCUGCAACCUUCAAGGGAAGCUUGCAUUAGUUGUCACGCCGAGACGUCGUUUCGCUUUUUGCCUUACGUGUGUCGUUUCUCGUGACGGUUCCUACUGUGCCGCUUUAUUUAUUUUCGGCAUCGUCCCAGAUACUCCGACGUGAUUCCAAGAAAUACGCGCACCGUAUGCGCUCAUCUUCGACGUUUUCGUGACGUAAGGGCCCGAGUUGGUGAGCGUGGCCGCCUUUCUGUCUUAAUAUACUCGCUUUUUUUUUUCGGAAGCCACACACACAGUAGGGAAAGUCUCGACCGUCCCGACCCUUAUUGUCGUGGUCAAACUUGUCUCUGCUCUUACCUUCUCGGUCAGCGGCUUCAAUUGUGCGGCAAAAGACGAUGGACGUCAACACUAUGCUUCCAUCGUGCGGCUACUAUUUUAGGGCAAGUUACGCUUAACACAUGGACGCCUACGGGCUGAUCGUUUCGUUGUGGACUUUAGAAUCUGUGACUAUCCGCAAGUGAAUGUCAGCAGGAUUGUGGUAAACGUCGCAAGGAUCGCCGAAGCGUGACCCAAAUGUUACACGACUUCUUUCAAGCAACGACUAUAAGGCGCCCUUUGAGGCUUACCGUUCGCCGCUGUAUUGCAGGCGUACUUCCACAAAGCGUCGAUCGAUGAUAAGAUGCAGGAUGGUGACACUUUUGGAAGGGCUCAGUCCCGUGACAAAGCGGCGCCACGCAGAGGGCACAAGCAGUGCUAAGCUUCGGUCAUAUCACGACAGGUGGUUCGCAAAUCGAAGGAGCGGUAGUGUUCUCUGCAUAACGU
This is a messenger RNA of Dermacentor albipictus, 8801 nucleotides long. RefSeq names its product GTP-binding protein Di-Ras2. NCBI's taxonomy places the organism in Eukaryota, Metazoa, Arthropoda, Arachnida, Ixodida, Ixodidae. The record is from RefSeq and is a predicted model, not a curated record. Gene Ontology annotation, cellular component: plasma membrane. Gene Ontology annotation, biological process: signal transduction. Gene Ontology annotation, molecular function: GTPase activity; GTP binding; GDP binding.